Molecule: messenger RNA, 1386 nt
Organism: Brassica napus (rape)
Lineage: Eukaryota; Viridiplantae; Streptophyta; Magnoliopsida; Brassicales; Brassicaceae
Product: iron-sulfur protein NUBPL
Exons: 8
Coding region: 149-1078 (309 amino acids)
Biological process (GO): mitochondrial respiratory chain complex I assembly; iron-sulfur cluster assembly
Cellular component (GO): mitochondrion
Molecular function (GO): 4 iron, 4 sulfur cluster binding; ATP-dependent FeS chaperone activity; ATP binding
Source: RefSeq, a predicted model, not a curated record
AUUUUUAAUGUAAUUACCCUAUAAUCUAGCGCUAAGGACUCACUAAAACACACCUAGGAAAAUCUAGGAAAGCUGAGAUUUUAGGAAAAUUCGGCAUAAAUUGCUCUCAUCACGACACAAACUCUCUCUCUCUCUCUCUCUCUCUCUCAUGGCCUCCGUCACGCUUCUUCUUCGGUCUCUUCGCCGCCGUGAAACCCACGCAGUCUCCGCGUACAAAUUCAGCUCUUCAAGCGUCGGUGGGAGGAAGACGGAGCUCCGGUUAGACGGAGUCAAAGAUAUAAUCGCCGUUGCGUCUGGUAAAGGCGGAGUUGGAAAGUCUUCCACUGCUGUUAACUUAGCUGUUGCGUUAGCCAACAAAUUUAAUCUCAAGAUUGGGUUGCUUGAUGCUGAUGUGUACGGACCAUCUGUUCCGAUCAUGAUGAGUAUCAAUCAAAAGCCUCAAGUUAACCAAGAUAUGAAGAUGAUUCCGGUAGAGAACUAUGGAGUUAAAUGCAUGUCCAUGGGACUCCUUGUAGAAAAAGAUGCACCUAUUGUGUGGAGAGGUCCUAUGGUAAUGAGCGCUCUUGCUAAGAUGACAAGAGGAGUUGAUUGGGGAGAUCUUGAUGUUCUUGUUGUCGAUAUGCCUCCUGGAACCGGUGAUGCACAAAUUACCAUAUCUCAAAACCUUAAACUCUCAGGUGCUGUGAUUGUGUCCACUCCACAAGAUGUAGCGCUUGCUGAUGCUAAUAGAGGAAUCUCCAUGUUCGACAAAGUUAGAGUACCUAUCUUGGGGCUUGUUGAGAACAUGAGUUGCUUCGUUUGUCCUCAUUGUAACGAAGCUUCUUUCAUAUUUGGGAAAGAAGGAGCACGCCAGAUGGCUGAGAAGAAGGGCUUGAAACUCAUCGGUGAGAUUCCACUGGAAAUGAAGAUCAGAGAAGGGUCUGAUGAAGGUGUUCCUGUGGUUGUUUCUUCCCCUGGUUCUGUAGUAUCAAAAGCUUAUGAAGAUCUAGCUCAAAACGUGGUGAAUGGGCUCAAAGAGCUACGUGAUAAUCCUGAGAAUGAGAUUCAGAUGAAACUUAACGUUCCACACUCAUCAUAGACCAAGCCAUGAGAACAAGAGGCAUUGUAAAACCAAGUUUUGUCAUGCUACUUCACCUUCUCAGAUUACAGUACCAAAUAGAAAAUGUUUUGCAAAAUCCUGAGAAAAGAAUCUAUCUGCAGAGGACAACAAAAUAGAGACGCACUCUUUUGAACAAUAUGGAAGGUUUUCAUUUAUUAGAUAGGGAAAGAUGAUGAAUGUAAUUUAAAAGAUUUUUGUCAAAAAAGUAAUAAUAAUCAAUGUUGUUGAGAUCAAUUCACAAUGUAUGAUGAGAUCACCAAAUAAUAUCUUCAUUAUAUUCUGCUUCA